Punica granatum (pomegranate) is the source of this 1386-nucleotide messenger RNA. The record is from RefSeq and is a predicted model, not a curated record. Lineage: Eukaryota; Viridiplantae; Streptophyta; Magnoliopsida; Myrtales; Lythraceae.
UUUGCAUAUAUAUGUGCGUUUAUAUAUUGGUGUAAUUCAUCAAACUCAAAUAUCAAUCAAUAAGCAAUUUUUGUUCAUUACAGCAUAUAUACAUAACAAAGAAGCAAGGAGGCAAGUUUAGAGGGAGGAAGAAUUUGCGGAAGACUCAAUGGCUGCUAGGCAAAGAACCACGAUGACUCAAUCACAAGCCGCGGACACUGUCUACAAGGAUUUUCAGCCCAAGUCGGAAUGGGUCGAAGAGGCAGCCGCCAACGUUCUAACUAUCCAUCUUCCAGGCUUUAUGAAGGACCAAGUCAAAGUCACGUACGAUGAGAAGCUGCCUAAGAUGACAAUUCGCGGGGAGCGCCCGGUCAGCGACAAUGUUGUGAGUCGGUUCCUCAUGGACUUUACCAUCCCCGAUAACUGCAAAAUCAAUGAGAUGAAAGCGAAAUUCGACCAGCGCCAGGUCCUGAGCAUAACAAUGCCGAAGAAGACCAUUACCCCGGUGAUUGCUCGGCCUAGCAAUGCAGCACCGAAGGAUCAAACGUCGAGCCCCAUGAAAGCUGCCACCACGGAAACAAAGCCGCCUCCAAAACCUCAAAAAGAAAAAAUCAGUCCCCUGGAAACUGGUACUGCUGCUGCUACCUCCUCUGCAAUGGGAAAAGAACCGGAAAGGAAAGCAGAGGAGAAGGUUACUUCCCCGACCCGGAGUCCAAAGGCUCCUGCCCUUACCGAGCCCAAGACUGAAAAGGAAACUUCCUCAAAAGCUACUGGGCAGAAGCAAGCAGAUGACAAAGUUCCACAGCCAUUCAACCCUCUCGGGGACACGAGCAGGCCAAGAUCAGAGGAGGUUCGGGAAGAAACCUCCUCGAAGGCCCCUCUGGUCCAGGACGUGCAGAAGCCAACAGAUGACUGGAAGAAAAGCGAACCGAGUGUGAAACAGGUCAGUCAGAAAGUUGCCGAGCAUCAAGAACUUAAGGCUAUGAAGGAGAAGGACCAAAAUCAAUCGCAGAGCAAGGAGUCAUCAUCACAAGCGCUUGAUAGGAUUGGGAAGGAGGCGGGGGGUCCGGCUGCAGCAGCCAAAAGGGCAGUGUUGGGGCUGGACGAGGAUCGGAGGUUCCUGCUUAAUGCAGGGGUGGCGGUUCUCGUGAUCGUGGCGGUCGGAACUUAUUUUGGCUACAAGUGGGGCUCUUCCGGUGGAUCACACACCAAAAGCUAAAUCGAACGAAAGUAAUGCACUCCGAAAUAAAUUGUGCAUAUACAGUCAACAUGGAAUAACAUGAUAUUGUAACAUCUCUACAUGUGACUCGCGUUACCCUCUUAAAUUUGAUUUGUAAAUUUUAAUCACACUAGGCAUGUAUUACGUUGCAAAUUAAUCAAUAUAUAUAAUAACAAGGGAUUUGCCCA